Daldinia loculata is the source of this 2618-nucleotide messenger RNA. RefSeq names its product P-loop containing nucleoside triphosphate hydrolase protein. Gene Ontology annotation, molecular function: GTP binding. Lineage: Eukaryota; Fungi; Ascomycota; Sordariomycetes; Xylariales; Hypoxylaceae. The transcript has 3 exons. The record is from RefSeq and is a predicted model, not a curated record. The coding region runs from base 548 to 2041 and encodes 497 amino acids.
UUCGGGAGCCUAUGUAUACCUAUACAUACUGAACAUAUACUUUAUUCUAGAUGUCUCAUCUAGAAUUCUGACACAAGGGUAAAGGGGACGAAUGAAAUUAAUCAUAUGUAGGAUCCCGGGCUGCAAAGGCAGUAAACUGCUAUCUUCAUUUUAAUGGCUUCUUAUCUCUACCGUUCAUACCAAUCAUAUUACAUAGAGAUUCAAUGGUGCCAAGUCACUUAUCGCCACCUUUUACUAUUGGAGGCUGAAUGUCACACAGCAUCAAUAACCCAGCGCGAAACUGAAUUUUCUCGUCCUCUCGUGUGGUAGAAAACAAACGCCCAAGAAAAGUUCACGGACGUUCGAGUUGAUUCCACCCGGUCAUCCUUUGCUUAGUUUAAUCUUACGUCUAAGGUAUCUAGUUUUCUGGAAUAAUAAUCCGCUAAGUUAUAUUGAGCCGCAGGAGCCCUCUCGGUAUCAUCAAAAUUCACGUGUAGCUCACUUAGCAAGAUUUCCCCCCAGCUAAAUCUACGACGUUCCCCGAACCCCGCCACAAGAUUUACCUACUAUGACUAUAAUAACUACCACAGGAGAGGAUAUCCGUGGGAAUAGGUCCGCCUCGGUUCUGGAGGAGGUCCAAGAUGUUCAACCCAUUCAUACGCCCCUGAAUGAUUUAUACAAGGAUACCAACAGCAUCCGGCUGGGUGAUAACUCCGAAGCUUUUGACGAUGAAUAUGACUCUGAUUGUCGAAUGAUUUCUAUUUCAGAUGACGACGACGACGACGACGACGACGACGACGACAAGUUAUCCGACAACUGGCUUCAGGCUAGAUUGACGAGACUGCUAAACUCUGCUAAGGGGGUAGCAUCGAAGCCCGUGGUUAACUUUGUGGAGAAGUACCUAAAAGGCACCAAGUUGAUCUUCGUAGUAGGCCAAACGGGGACUGGGAAAUCAACCAUACUACAAGAACUAACUGGCUUGGAUCUGAGUAUUGGGUAUACAUUGAAAUCAGGUACUCAAAAGUACGAAAUCUGUCCCGCUUUCAUUGACGGGAAACAAUAUCUCUUUGUAGACACGGCUGGAUUUGGCGCUGCAGAUAUGGACGACAUGGCAAACUAUUAUAAUAUAAUCAGCUGCUUGAAAGCUCUUGGCCCUUUCGUCACAGUUGCUGGUCUUCUUUUUGUCUACGGCAAAAUGCAAAAUCGACUUCGCAAAGAGGACCUCAAAACCAUCAAAUGGGUUCAGUGCUUCUGCGGCCCAAAGUUCUUCCGAAAUAUUGUCUUCGUCACGAACCACUGGGAUAGUUGGUCCCCAAAAGACUUUGUGAAGAAUUGGACGACAGUCCCAGAACUGCUUAGUCAAGAAGAUAUAAGCCGGAUCCUGAAUCCGCCAGGAGGCUAUCGUGGAGGCUCGGUGUACCAUCACGGCUUUCCAGGAGGUAAAGGAUCCGUUGACGGUUACGACCGUAUGCUAGACCUUGAGGACCACAAAUCCCAAAGAAGCGACGAACUCCGAAACCUUAUCAAACAACACUACGCGAAAGCAACGGGUAUAAAACUGCAAGUUGCUCGCGAGAUCGAAAGUGGCGUUCCCAUAGCGGAAACAGAAGCAGCCAAAGUGUUGAAUGCAGACAUAGUCACCUCUAAAAUCCACAUCAAAAAUGGUCGCGCUCUCAUCACGGUCAAGUCCGAUGCCCCCCAAACAUCAAGUCCCAUUAGAGAAGCCCUACCAACACCAUCUACCUCACAGUUCCAAGUGCAAUCCCAACGAUCGACUGGGCCUGAGCUAAGCACAUCCGACUUGUGUUCAACGGUUCAAGUAGCGAGACCUCGCAAAAUUCAGCCUUUUAUCCCAAAACCUCUCACCUUAAUAGCCCCCCCACCUAUAAAGGAUACAGAGGAUAUAGAGGAAAGAGAAAGUACGGAGGAUACCGGGUCAUCACUCCCUAAAAGUUGGUGGCAGACAGUCAUUGAAUGGACGAAGCUGGCCUUGAAAAUAGCCGACUUUUUCAAGAGUAGUCGCAACAAUAAGCCCAAAGGCCAGAAAGAUAAGACUUCAUAAAUUUAUGGACAAACUGCCUUGAAGCCCUUCGACACCCAUGAGUAUUACUGUUUAAUUAGCCAUCGUCUAAUUAAUAGCAAGUCGGGCAGGGUGGGUACCGUCAGCCUAUUACGUGUAUGAAAGAAGUUAUUCGCAUUCGUUACAAAUAUUUCCUUACAGAUGCACCAUGUAGUUUUCUCUAGUCAGUAGAUUGCAACUUUUCAUAGUUAAUAUCCCUCUUAUAUCACAUAUGAAGAAUGAGGUUUCUGCUAUUAAUACUACGAGCAAUGCUUGACCAGAUAAUAGGAGAAGGGCCGAGAGAAUUUUAAUCUGCCUUAUUAUACCAACAGGUAUCAAGUUUCAAUAUCACAACUCUUUGUCUGGGGCUGCUUAGCUUUUUUUUACUAGAAAUGUAAGUGAUGUAAACGAAGUCUAUUCGGGUACUUGUUAUAUACUUUCGUAAACGAUAUACUUGGAUUUUCAGGGACUCGAGCUGGAAAGUGAGAAUAGGCUACUAGGUUCGAACCCAAGUCCGUUGAAGAGCGCCGAGGGGUUAUUUCUACUCCUAUCACGUCUCUAACCACUAGUUCACGACCAC